GUCUUGCAGUAGGCGAAGACGUUAUCUGCGCUUGAGAUAAAUCGGAACCGGAAGCAGCAACUUCACGUGGGAGGCUUUGCAGGUUUAUCCCUGAACCACAAGUGUUUCGUCCUGCUGAGUCAUCAUAUCGUUAUCGACGCUUGUUUAUUUUGAGCGUCACUAGUAGUGCCUAGACAUAGACCUAGUGCUUGUGCUAGUCCUACUCCUAUUGCUAGUAGUACUGCGCACUCCACCUUCAACUUUCAAGGUCUACAUCUACAAUUCGUAUCAGGUAUCUGACUCCGUUCCAGACUCAACUAUCCGCCCGUCCUCUUUCGUCGACCUCGACGUUUUCACAAACCACAAGCUCAAGCUGUAGCAUCAGUGCAACCACUACCCCACUCACGCCCACACUAACGUCGUGCAGCUACAUCUUCCUCUCCCUGAUCCCGCUCCACUACAACCAAGAAGGAGAUGGACAUUCUUGAUGUAGAGAAUCUUCUUACGCCGGCUCCCCAGCGGUUGACGGAUGUGCAUAAGAUCUUAGAACAAGCAAAAGGACAAUUUGAAGGCGUCGCAAAGUCGUCUCGGG
Amoebophrya sp. A25 is the source of this 571-nucleotide messenger RNA. The record is from the annotation of a GenBank genome assembly. NCBI's taxonomy places the organism in Eukaryota, Dinophyceae, Syndiniales, Amoebophryaceae.